Molecule: messenger RNA, 1652 nt
Organism: Tarenaya hassleriana
Lineage: Eukaryota; Viridiplantae; Streptophyta; Magnoliopsida; Brassicales; Cleomaceae
Product: DDB1- and CUL4-associated factor 13
Exons: 16
Coding region: 90-1448 (452 amino acids)
Biological process (GO): maturation of SSU-rRNA from tricistronic rRNA transcript (SSU-rRNA, 5.8S rRNA, LSU-rRNA)
Cellular component (GO): nucleolus; small-subunit processome
Molecular function (GO): protein binding
Source: RefSeq, a predicted model, not a curated record
ACCUCCGAGGGUUUUUCUCUGCCAUUAGUCUCUCUCUCUCUCUCUCUCUCUCUCUCUCUCUCGAUUGCAUUCGAUUUUCCGCGGAGGAGAUGAAGGUUAAGGUGAUUUCUCGUUCGGUUGAUGAAUUCACUCGAGAACGAAGUCAGGAUCUUCAGAGAGUUUUUCGCAACUUCGAUCCCAGUCUUCGACCAAUGGAGAAGGCAGUGGAAUAUCAGAGAGCUCUUACCGCUGCCAAAUUGGACAAGAUAUUUGCAAGGCCGUUCAUCGGGGCCAUGGAUGGGCAUCGUGAUGGAGUCUCCUGUAUGGCGAAGAACCCGAAUCAUCUAAAGGGAAUUUUCUCUGGUUCUAUGGAUGGAGAUAUUCGCCUUUGGGAUAUUGCUUCAAGGCGCACGGUUUGUCAGUUUCCUGGUCACCAAGGGGCUGUGCGUGGGCUUACAGCAUCAACAGAUGGUCGUGUCUUGGUAUCAUGUGGAACCGAUAGCAUUGUUCGUUUAUGGAAUGUUCCGCUUCCUACCCUGGCGGAUUCUUACGAUUCAUCUGAGAAUUAUGUUGAGCCAUCUGCUGUUUACGUCUGGAAGAAUGCCUUCUGUGCCGUCGAUCAUCAAUGGGAAGGUGAGCUUUUUGCUACUGCUGGAGCUCAAGUAGACAUAUGGAACCAUAAUAGGUCCCAGCCAGUUCACAGCUUCCAGUGGGGAACAGACUCUGUAAUCUCUGUACGAUUUAAUCCCGGAGAGUCUGAUAUUUUAGCAGCAUCUGCUAGUGACCGUAGUAUAACGAUUUAUGAUCUCCGUAUGUCUUCCCCAGCAAGGAAAGUUAUCAUGAUGACAAAAACCAAUUCAAUCGCUUGGAACCCAAUGGAGCCAAUGAACUUCACUGCUGCUAAUGAAGAUGGCAAUUGCUAUAGCUUUGAUGGUAGAAAGUUGGAUGAAUCCAAGUGUGUGCACAGAGAUCAUGUUUCUGCCGUAAUGGAUAUUGAUUUUUCGCCAACUGGCCGGGAAUUUGUGACGGGUUCUUAUGAUCGGUCCGUGAGAAUCUUCCCAUACAAUGGGGGACACAGUCGAGAAAUCUACCAUACAAAGAGGAUGCAAAGGGUAUUCUGUGUCAAGUUCAGCUAUGAUGCUACGUAUGUAAUAUCAGGCAGCGAUGACACAAACCUGAGGCUUUGGAAGGCCAAAGCCUCCGAGCAACUCGGUGUUAUUCUUCCAAGAGAACAGAAGAAGCACGAGUAUCAUGAGGCUCUCAAGAAUCGCUACAGGCACCUCUCUGAGGUCAAGCGAAUUGUGAGGCACAGGCAUUUGCCGAAACCAAUAUACAAAGCGAUAGGGCUGAUAAGGACAAUGAACGAAGCGAAGAAGAGGAAAGAGGCGAGAAGGAAGGCACACAGCGCCCCUGGAAGCGUCGUAACCCGACCACUGCGCAAAAGAAGGAUCAUCAAAGAAGUCGACUGACCUUUCUCUGUCUUCUUGGCGUUUCUUGAUCUCUCGUGUUGUAGUCCUCUCUCGCGGUGGUGGUGUAUUACGCGAUAUUUUAUCCUGUCUUGUACGAGGGUUCUCGCUUCUACUAUGGACAUUCUUUUUUCCAAGAGAUUCUGUAUACAGCGGAUCAAAUCAAUGAGCAUUGCAUCCCGGCUCGGCUUGGAAUUUUGUAAAUUA